AAUAAGCUUUAUUAAUUGUAUAUAAGUUUCAAGGAAAAUGAAAACCUUUUUUAAGGCAAGUUGCUUGUUUCUAAUCCUAUGCUUUCUAUUAUCCUUUAAUGAUGAUCUAUCUCUUCCACUUCUCUUUUUCGUUUCUCUUUUAUCUCUCUUUCCCUUAGUUAUUAACACAUGGUUAGUCCCUGGCGGGUUUGCAUGGAGAGAUUCUAAGCUAAACCCUAGUAAAAUCCCUGGUCCGGUCGGUUGGCCUUUCCUAGGGAUUUUACCUAAAAUGGGUUAUCAUGCUCAUCGGAAACUUGCCUCAAUGGCUAGCUCGAUGGAUGCAACUCGUCUUAUGGCAUUUAGCCUUGGCUCAACUCGUGUUGUUAUUACCAGCCACCCUGAGACUGCAAAGGAAAUAUUAAGUGGUAGUGCCUUUUCGGACCGUCCUAUAAAGGAAUCCGCAAGUUUGCUCAUGUUUGAACGAGCUAUUGGGUUUGCACCAUCGGGGAUGUAUUGGAGACAUCUAAGGAGGAUUGCCUCAAACCACAUGUUCUCUCCCAAAAGAGUUUCGGGUCUCGAAUGGGUUAGACAACAAGUGUGCAAUGAAAUGGUCGAAAAGGUGUCAAAAGAGAUGAUGGAGAGAAGGAUUGUGGAGUUGAGAGGGAUAUUGCAAAAAGGUUCUUUGAGAAAUGUCAUGGAGAGUGUGUUUGGAUGUGGUUUAGGAAUUGAAAAAGAAGAAGAAUUAAGGUUUAUGGUGAAAGAAGGGUAUGAGUUGAUAGGUGAAUUUCAUUGGGGUGAUUAUUUUCCAAUUAGGGUUUUGGACUUUAGUGGGGUCCGAAGGAGGUGUCACAAGUUGACUAUAAAAGUCAAAAAUCUCAUAGGUCAAAUUAUUGAAGAAAGAAAAAGAAAUUUUGAAGGUGUUGACAAUGGGCAGAAUGAUUUUCUUAGUAUAUUGUUGUGUUUGCCUAAUGAGGAUCAACUCACACAUGAUGAUAUGUUGGCUGUUCUAUGGGAGAUGAUCUUUCGAGGAACAGAUACAGUUGCCAUCCUUCUCGAAUGGAUCAUGGCGCGAAUGGUGUUGCACCAGGACAUUCAAGCAAAGGCGCAACAUGAGAUUGAUGAGCAUGUGGGCAGCAGACACAGACGACAUGUUCAAGAUUCUGAUAUCCCAAAUCUAUGUUAUCUUCAAGCCAUUGUCAAAGAAGUCCUAAGGUUGCACCCCCCUGGCCCAUUACUCUCCUGGGCUCGUCUAGCAACCGUUGAUGUACACGUUGCUAAGUUUUUCAUCCCAGCGGGGACAACCGCAAUGGUUAACAUGUGGGCCAUCACACAUGACUCCUCCAUAUGGAAAAAUCCAUGGGAUUUCAACCCGGAUAGGUUCAUGGAAGAAGACUUCCCAAUCAUGGGUUCUGACCUUAGGCUCGCACCGUUUGGUUCUGGUCGUAGGGUAUGCCCCGGGAAGCCAUUGGGACUAGCCACGGUUCACUUGUGGCUUGCACGACUUCUCCAACACUAUAAGUGGCUUCCGUCAUCCGCAAAAGCAGUAGACCUUUCAGAGUGCCUAAAACUCUCUCUUGAGCUAAAGACACCAAUGAAAUGUCGUGUGGUUGUACGAUAGACACAGUUUACGAACGUACGUUCAUUUGUAUUCUAAAACUCCCUCCUUCAAAUAAUAAUGUAACUAAGUUACUUUGUUCAAAUUUGUAACUAAAACAAUAUAUUUAAUUAACGAACGUCGGCAUCA
Erigeron canadensis is the source of this 1723-nucleotide messenger RNA. Its product is annotated as cytochrome P450 78A5-like. The transcript is spliced from 2 exons. The coding region runs from base 38 to 1597 and encodes 519 amino acids. NCBI's taxonomy places the organism in Eukaryota, Viridiplantae, Streptophyta, Magnoliopsida, Asterales, Asteraceae. The record is from RefSeq and is a predicted model, not a curated record. Gene Ontology annotation, molecular function: monooxygenase activity; heme binding; oxidoreductase activity, acting on paired donors, with incorporation or reduction of molecular oxygen.